CCAUUAACAUGUAUUUAUGCCAAUGCAUGCGGGCACCAUAAAUAAGCUGCAUGGCCCUUUAAACAUAACAUCCAAUGACACCAAAGCGCGUCCGCCUCCAUGGCUUGUCACCGGUCUGACCGCACGCUGAACGAAGGAAGGAUAUUUUAGAGAUGCUGCCAGUGCUCGUCGAAGAACAAGAGAGGACAAUGAUACGAACAUGAUCAACGCCGAUGGCUUCUCAAAAUGCGAGGCGACUCUGCAAGAGAGAGGCAGAAGGAGGCCACCCGCAGAGAUGCUCCAUCUGCUGUCAGCUGUUAUUGUUUGGCUGGUGACGGGAACAACCAUCUCCAGCCUCAACAAAUGGAUAUUUGCCGUUUACAACUUCAGGUACCCUCUUCUGCUGUCAGCGCUGCACAUGCUGACAGCCAUAGUGGUGGACUAUGGGCUGAUCAAACUGCGGGUGAUCCGCCACAGAGGGGCCGAGGAGCAGGACCUGACCCACAGUGCAAAAUGUAAGGUGUUCCUGUUGAGUCUGACAUUUUGUGCUAGUAUCGCUUUUGGGAACAUGGGUCUGAACUAUGUCCAGCUGUCGUUUGCACAAAUGAUCUAUACCACCACCCCGCUCUUUACUUUGGCCAUCUCCACGUUAAUCCUGGGUAAACAACAUCACAUCCUCAAAUACACAGCCAUGAUGCCAAUCUGUCUGGGAGCCUCCUUCGGCAUCAUGGGAGAGGUCCAGUUUGAUCAGACCGGCUGCUUCUUUGUGUUUGCAGCGACCAUGUUGAGGGGUGUCAAGUCCAUUCAGCAGAGCAUCUUACUUCAGGAGGAAAAAAUCAGCUCUGUGUUCCUGCUCUACCUGAUGUCCAUUCCUAGCUUUUGCAUCUUGACCGUGGCAGCUCUAGCCUUAGAAAAUUGGGCUGUGCUGGAGUCACCGUUUCACUACGAUCGUCACCUGUGGGUCUUUAUUUUGCUCAGCUGUCUGGGUUCAGUCAUGUACAACCUGGCCAGCUGCAGCGUCAUCACACUCACCUCUGCCGUCACUCUGCAUGUCCUCGGCAACCUGAGCGUGGUGGGAAACCUGCUGCUGUCUCAGCUGCUUUUCGGCAGCGAGUUGUCCGCCCUCAGCUGUGCCGGCGCGGUGCUGACUUUGUCUGGCAUGCUCAUCUAUCAGAACUCCGAGUUUAUCGUCAGCUUCCUGGACGCACGCAGGGCCAAAGCUGAAAAUUCCAGACAGGAGGAUUUUAACACUGCAAGUGGAGAGGACUUGGACAAAGCUAGAGCACCCGAAGCAACAUGUCAUCAGCGGAGAACGGACGGGAAGCAAGAAGACAAGAUCGACUGUCCUGAAGGGAUGAAGGAGAGAAUAAAAUGUUAAACCCCGGCUGUAGUUUUCUACCCUGUGUGCCUGUAAUUGGUCAAGAGCAGCAGAGGGUGUGUGACCUUAUAAGGCCAUCAUCACUGUUGACAUGAUCUUUUUUUUAAUUUAUUUUUACUUCCUCAUUGUGCCAGUUUAUUUUUUCGUUGUUAACCCAGAAGUGUCUGCAGGAAGGAAAAGGUUGCCUUUCUUUUGUCACAGUAAUGGAAAGAUUCUCUCCUUCAUCUGUAAAUCCCUCAGACACAGCCUAUAGCGACAUAUGCAUGCAUGAGCACACUAAACGGUUUGAGACCUCAUGAGGUAUUCAAACUGUCACUCAUUCUACUCCACUGUGAAAAUGUUCUUAUUGACAGAGGGCUCUAAACGAUGUUUUGGGUGGCUGUUGGAUAAUCCAGGCUGCAGAUAGUCUUGUGUGAUGUUAAGGCUCAGAUAGCACUGUGCUUCAUACUGUACAGGCACAAUUUGUAUUAAAAUAUAUAUAUUAUUGGUACUGUUACCUGACACUCACCUGGCCCUAUCAUGGUAGGGUGCUGUUUUUUGGCAGCUUUUGUUGUUUGUAUGUGAAGCAGGAAGCUUGUUAAAUAAGAACGCUACAGCUCUUAUUUAGAGGCAGAAGUUUCAAUAAUAGACAAAGCCAACAUUUUUAUGCAAUGACACUCCUCUUCCCCUCUGCUGAAGCACAUUUUUUAAAAUAAGAGGCCUGAGCUCAGUCCUCCAUUAUUCCCACUCCCGCUUCCCACUUUAGGCCUAGAUUUUGUUCUCAGGCGGUCUCUGUAGAAUUACUCUAAUUAAUUCUAUCAGCGGUGCGCUCACUGCAGCUUUCCUCGAUAAUUAGGUUCACAAGUUCUCUAAGGAGUGUCACUCAACUUUAGAUGUCUUUUCCCUGUGGAAGAGAUGAGGAAAAAGACGACCGAGAUGUCCUUUAAGGUUGCUUCCUAAAUCCUAACCAAUGUCAUCUAGAAUUUUUUUUCUGUGGGGGGUAUUUAAA
Messenger RNA from Etheostoma cragini (Arkansas darter), 2345 nucleotides. RefSeq names its product solute carrier family 35 member E4 (gene slc35e4). Lineage: Eukaryota; Metazoa; Chordata; Actinopteri; Perciformes; Percidae. Gene Ontology annotation, molecular function: antiporter activity. The record is from RefSeq and is a predicted model, not a curated record. Bases 200 to 1357 code for a protein of 385 amino acids. The transcript is spliced from 3 exons. Gene Ontology annotation, cellular component: Golgi apparatus.